This is a messenger RNA of Salarias fasciatus (jewelled blenny), 2640 nucleotides long. RefSeq names its product perforin 1.5 (gene prf1.5). Gene Ontology annotation, molecular function: wide pore channel activity. The transcript has 5 exons. Bases 310 to 1872 code for a protein of 520 amino acids. The record is from RefSeq and is a predicted model, not a curated record. Gene Ontology annotation, cellular component: membrane; membrane attack complex. Gene Ontology annotation, biological process: immunological synapse formation; T cell mediated cytotoxicity; defense response to virus. Lineage: Eukaryota; Metazoa; Chordata; Actinopteri; Blenniiformes; Blenniidae.
GAGAGAGAAAGAGAGAGAGAUACUGUAUGGAGCACUAAAGCAGAGGGAACUCCCUCCUUGGUCUUUUUCAAACGGAAGACAGACCAAAGAGAGCAGACUGCAGGCUUUAAGCACAGCCUGGCAGCAGAGCCAAAGCUCUCUCUCUCUCUGAAGCGGGAUUUCAUUCAGAGCAGAUCCAAGACUCCACUCGGUUUGCUGCUUACAUUGAAAAGUGCCAUCAAUGGGGAAUAUAAAGAAGUAAAAACAAGCCAAAGUGACUGCUUCACUCCUGCAAAUCUCCAGAGACACGCACAACAUCCUGAGGUAACCAUGGAAGCAGGAGGGAGAAAUUUUGCCCUGUUGAUACCAGCUUUGUUAGUUUCGAUGUGGCUGCACGGGAUCCAAGGCUGUCAUACUGGGACGGCCUCGGAGUGUGAGAAAGCUCCCUUUGUUCCCGGCCACAACCUGGCCGGGGAGGGUUUUGAUGUAGUGCGAAUGCGGCGAACAGGGGCAUACGUCAUCAACGUCAAAGCCCAUCUGACUGACAAUCACACCUGUACGCUGUGUCGCAACCGCUUCCACCAAGGACAGAUUCAGAAGCUCCCAGCAGCUGUGCUGGACUGGCGUCCAUUCAGUCGCUGCAGCAAGCAGCUCUCCAGUGCCCUGCAUCACUCCGUAGACUCUCUGCUGCGCAGCUCCAACUCUCUUGUUAACAACAACUGGGAUCUGGGUUUGAGCCUCGAUAACAUUGGCAAGGCCGUGCUUGGAGGAAGCCGCUCUGAAAUGGCCAAGUUUGCUCGUUCGCAGCACAGCGUGGACAGAGCUACCUUCGCCAUUCAUGAAAUCAGCUGCACCUACUACAGCUACAGGCUGGCCGACCACCCCCAGCUGAGCACAGAGUUCACAAAGCAUCUGAAGAGACUCCCGCAGAGUUUAGAAACGAGCCAGAAUCGAGCCCUGUACAGACGACUUAUAGACACCUAUGGAACACACUAUAUCCACCAGGUUCAGUUGGGUGGCAAGGUGAGGCGAGUGACGGCCUUCAGGACCUGCUUGGCCACACUGAAGGGCUUCACUGAGGCAGAAAUCAAAAACUGCCUGAAUGUUGAGCUCCGGAUGGCUCUGGGUUUCCUCCCCUCCAACGCAUCCUUCUCCAAUAAGUGCAACGACCUCCUGAAGGGAAACCUGAGCAUGGGCUUUUACCAAGGCUUCAUGACGCACAAGAUCGAGGUAAUCGGUGGUGAGCAGUACUUUCCCGACAUCCUCUACCAGGAGGAUCCAUCUGAAGCGUACCAGAGCUGGAUGAACAGUCUCCAUGACAACCCCGACGUGGUUUCUUACGGCAUCUUCCCGCUGCAUCAUUUAGUGGAGGACUCACAGAUCAGUGCGAAUCUGAGGAGCGUUGUCACGGAGUAUAUCAAAGAGAACCGGCUGCAGGAGGACCAGCUGGCAUUGAAGAACUGUUCCCCGACGCCCAACCUGGACCACAACUGCUGUCCUCUGAGGGCUGGCAGAGGGACCCUCAGGCUGCAGAUCCACAGGGCUGCCGGUCUGAAGGCAGACACCUUCACAAAAACAGACGCCUACGUGAAGAUCUUCUACAACGGCAUGUAUGAGGAGACGGACACAGUGAUGGACGACAACAACCCAGUUUGGAACGCCACUUACGAUUUUGGCUCCGUGGAACUGGGUCAGCAGCUGAGGUUUGAGGUCUGGGAUAGAGAUGUGCUUUACAACGACGUUGCGGGGACUUGCGUCGUUUUUCCCGAGCGAGGGACUCAUUCUCUCAGCUGUCAGCUGCGCAAAGGAGUUCUUUAUUUCAGCUACACAGCCAGAUGUGACGCUCACUUGACCGGGUUCAGAUGUGGCCGAUACUCCCCAAACGCUGAGUAGAUGGCUCGAUGACAGCACGGCAUAAUAGUUUUAUCUUUUACACAAUGAUUUUUAGGAAGUCAGACUUCUCAAAUUAAUACAUAGAAUCUGUAGUUUGUAUGUACACUUUGUCCUUGUUUUUGACAUUCAAACUUGUAUAUUUGCUUAAGAGCCAUUUCAAAAUAAAUAAAUAACUCUCCUAGAUUCUGUCCUUAGUUCAGUUGUAAUUGCAAUCCGGUCGGACCGCUGUCAGAAACUGUUAUUGCUCAUUUUUUAGUCUAUCCAUUCCGUCGUGUUUGGACUGCAUGUUGAUCAAACGGUGUGUUGCAGUGAGUCUUCAGGCUGCACAUUAUUAAACUUGCUACAACAAAGUACAUUUGUGACACAACUGAAUUUCAUAUAUUUGCUUUUCAAUCUGUUCUUCAGAAUAUCAAUGGACCUUUUCUUCUUGGAGCCAACUGCAACUAUGCAGUGUUUUUUUUCUUCCCCCAAAUCACAUUCCUGUUCCCAUGGUUUCCACUAGAGGCAUUUCUUGAGAAGAACAGUUUGUGAUUUUGUUGUUUUUUGGUGACAUUUUUUCUCUCAAUGUUUGUGCUUCUGACUUGAUGCCAGUAGGUACAAUGUAAUGAAGAGAAAUGUGAUCCACUGUCGAGUGCAGCAGGGCUUCGCCUCACUGGCAGAUUAUGUGAAUUCAUAGUGGACAAAAACAUCUAAUGCAAUUCAGACAUUAUUUUGUGACAUAAUGCAAAUGCUAAUUAAGAGAUGAUGCAUUUGCAUAACAUCGUGGGU